AUGGUGGUCAUGAAGAAGAAAAUUCACGCCGUUCAAGCCAGCGGAUCGGUGCGCCGCUUAACCAUCGUCGGAAAAUAUGUUGCAAACACGUGUGCGCUGGCGACAUCGAUCGCAAUCCGGCUAAAAAUGCGGCUCCUUCAUGCCCCAGUCCUUAUCAGCCUUGUCGCCGGGGCCGACCUGUGGAACGAUGAUAUGCAGGAGUUUGCUAUAGGCGACAUUCCGGAAGAAUGGGUUCCGUACGCUUCGACUAACAUUUGUGAUUUCCAAGGGCGCUGGCAGCUCAUGUUAGAAGAAUCUGAUACGUUGGAUUCUAUUCUUACGGGUUUGCAGUUUGGCUGGUUCAAGAAAAAAGCUUUGCGGAACUUCGCCCCCACGACGUUUAUCAAAAUGACAGACGAAAGUUGCUACGCGAACCGGGAGCAGUAUGAGGACGCGCUUAGCUUGGUUGAGCCGUUCAUCCCCGAGGAUGGUGACGAAGUUUUUGCAGAGAGCAUUCACACUUUGGAAACGGAUGAUGGCGAAGCGGUAAUCCAUUGGGACGAUCUGGAUAAGAUUGACUUGCAGCUGGUGGGUAUGGGUACUCAGGCCGAGACGGGUUACCGCGAUCCCCCGCUGUAUAUGCACAUGAAAACCCUGUUCCCGUGGCACAACGUGAAAGAAGGCGUUGUUUCUGUCGAUGGCCCUCCUUUCGAGCACAAAGACUCUGACACGGGAGCAUGGCGGUCCGCAGUAACCUUCAAGAACGGCCGCAUCUACCAGAAGCGGACCUCAGCUGAGUACGGCAACAUGUAUGACAUCCGGGCCAUCUUCGUCCCGAGAGCCACCGAGUCCGUACUGGCUUCCUCCCUAACUCCUGAGUCGGCCGCAGCGGACGCAGCUGCAGAGGACGAGACGGCCUUUGGACUCGACCUUGUCUCGGAAGCCACGUCCGCUACAGCGAACGGCGAGGAGAUGGAGGGUGAAGCGGCAGCCCGCGACGGUCUCGACCCGCGCACCUGGCAAGGCGAACCCUUGAUGCUGUUCAAGUGGACCCUGGUCGGACACGACGGCCAGGUGUACCAAGCCGUGAGGUGGAAUCGGAAGGUCUCAGCAUCCGCCGACGACUAA
Messenger RNA from Gregarina niphandrodes, 1107 nucleotides. RefSeq lists its product as hypothetical. The record is from RefSeq and is a predicted model, not a curated record. NCBI's taxonomy places the organism in Eukaryota, Apicomplexa, Conoidasida, Eugregarinorida, Gregarinidae. The transcript has 3 exons. Bases 1 to 1107 code for a protein of 368 amino acids.